AUCUGAGCUCGGCCUAUUCUUGAGCAAGCAACUUCACAGUUCAAUCUGGCUCAUGCUACCGUGUCUCUCGAGGCUCUUCCCAAUUCUCAGCCGCAGCAAGGAAUUAUCUGAACCACUGUAGUCUUUAUGAAGUGCUUCCCAUUAAGCCUUGUGAGAUUCGUCACUGUUUUCAAUGAUGCUCAUGAGGGCCUCUUAGCCUAAGUUAGAGCCAGAUUUUUGCUUUCAAAGAGUUUAGAAGUGAAGUGAUCUGUUUUGUCCAACGGCCCUUGAAGCCAAAACUCGAACAAUGUGCAAGUUCAAUGAACUGGAUAUCCGAUAGGGAAUUUCCAGCUAAUAAUACGAGGUCUGACAAGCUAAAACUUGAAAGCUCCGUGCUUUAGAUGGAUCGCUCAGGUCUCCUCCAGGGAAGCCAAGAAUAACGUGGUCAUUACUUAAUAAUCGUGCGUGAAGGCAUUCGCUUUCAUGUCUAUUUAGACGCGGCAAGCAUGAAGAAGCUGUACAUAUAACCCCUCCACCUGCACUGCCACGUGAAACUGCACGAAGAGGGAAUGAGAACAAGACAUGACAAGAGAGCCCAAGAAGUCAUGACAGCUGACAGAUCAUCCUGGGUCAUGUGUGGUGACACGUAGAUCAUAUCAGAACGGGGGAGAGAUUGUUGGACAGUUGGUUAGCUUUGCGUUUUGUGGUGGAGGGAGAUAAACAGAAGGCAGAGAAAACUGCCAGCCUUUGGAUUGGAUUGGAGUAGAAAAAAUGAGCCAGGCCUUGUCUUUGUGACGCAAACUCAGAGACAGAGGAGAGAGGAUAAUGAUAGUACCAGUUCAUUGCUCCAAGCCUUGUAGCCCGGCUUCUGCACCUGCUGCUUCUGCUCUUGUGCGUGCACCCUCGUUCUCAAGGCGCAUUGCCGACAUUCGCAUCCCUACGAAACCCAGACAGGUAGCAACCGGCUGGCUCUUGACUGCAGCUCUCAUAAUUUGGCCUACAGCCGUGGCCGUGGCUGAGGUGGUUCCGCAGCCAUCAGAGUCGGAUACACUGUCGAAUGUGCCUCAGAUGCUGUCGGGCGAGUGCAAGUCUCCCAAGGACUGCAAGAAGCCCAGGAUACAGAGGCCCAAAUCGAGGAAGGCAGAGUCGUGCACCACCAAGUGUGUCACCACCUGCAUCCGCGGCGGCGAUGGCUCUCCUGGAGAAGGCCCCCUCAACAUUCGCAGACCAAUGGUGGUUUUCAAGCAAGGCUUUCGCAGCAGGAAAUACUGUCUGGUUGAGUGCUCAGAUAUAUGUAAUUUGAUUGGAGAUGAGGAUUAUGGUCCUUGACAAUGAUCUAACCACAAACUUGAUUGAAGUUUCGGCCAGUUCCCAACCUCUGCUCAUGGGAUAGUUUGCUGGGCAAGCCGUAUGGGCUUCUCUAACUUCCAGGUGGAAGCACAAACUACGGGACUUCUUUCCACAAUACACGGCUACUCCGAGUGUACUCUUCACAGAACUUUCCUCUUGUCCCAACGUUACAAUUCAAACACACUGAUAAUAUCUUAAUCUCGAGGUUUGCUCGGGCAGUGGGCACACCACUUAUUCACCACAAUUCUCCCAGUUACUCUGUGGAACAGUAUGCUUGAGAGUAUAUCAGUUGGAAAAUUUUCUCUCUCUCUUCUCCUACUUACGUUUUGUGAACUUCCCGAAUGGGGUAAUACAGAAGUUUUGGGCCAAGAAUGUUUAAGCCA
Molecule: messenger RNA, 1712 nt
Organism: Eucalyptus grandis
Lineage: Eukaryota; Viridiplantae; Streptophyta; Magnoliopsida; Myrtales; Myrtaceae
Exons: 4
Coding region: 805-1308 (167 amino acids)
Source: RefSeq, a predicted model, not a curated record